GGACCAGUGCUUCUGUACGCAGCUGAUACGCACGACAGAAAUGCGGAGAAAAGCAGAGAUGCGCUCCUGGGACCCUCUUCAUUGAUGGUCGUGAGCUUCCAUCACAGGCCCUGUUCUCUGGCCAGUGGAGUUAGUUCCUCACACGAACAUGGUCCGGUGAGGGAUCUGAGAGAGGGGUUUCACCGAGAAUUCUGAUAAGAAGAACAAAAUGAAGAUUUGGAGCACGGAGCAUGUUUUCAGUUACCCCUGGGAGACAGUGAUCAAGGCUGCAAUGAGAAAGUACCCCAACCCCAUGAACCCUAACGUGGUCGGGGUGGACGUGCUGGACCGCAGCCUGGACGCCGAGGGACGCCUGCACAGCCACAGACUCCUCAGCACAGAGUGGGGCCUGCCGAGCAUCGUUCGAGCGCUACUGGGAACCAACCACACACAAACCUACGUGAAGGAGCACUCCAUAGUCGACCCAGAGGAGAAAAAGAUGGAGCUGUGCUCAACAAAUAUUACUCUCACCAACCUCAUAUCAGUUGACGAGAGGCUUCUCUACAGGCCACACCCAGACAACCCUGAGGUUACCGUCCUGACCCAGGAGGCCAUCAUCACAGUCAAGGGAGUCAGUCUAAGCAGUUACCUGGAGGGGAUGAUGGCCAGGAGAAUGUCGGCCAACGCCAGGAAGGGUUGGGAUGCUAUUGAGUGGAUUAUUCAGAACUCUGAAACAGAGAACGUGCCUCUCUGACAUUUACUUAAUCUGGGCUGCAGCUCCACUGUGAGGAAUACUCUCCCUGGCUACAGCUCCUAAACCACCGGGGCUCCUCAGCAUCUUGGGAUCCUCUGCAGUUGGUACUCAGACUUUCUGGAGUUCCCCCUCACACACUGACACACACACUGACACACACACAUUCCUCCUCUCAGCUCUAGAGAACAUGCACUGGAAGCUCAAACAGACAACUGCUGCCAAAGCUCAACAGUUACGAGGAAGCGUCAUUGUGGUUGGACUCAUUAACCCAUUAACAGUCGGUCUAAUUAAAGCGACUGAGGAGACCAUCACAGUUUCUCUAAGUGUAUUUCACACUCUCCUGAUGAGUGACAACAGGUUUUAAAAGUCCUGUGUGUUGCUGUGAACGUUUAUCUUCCAGGAAGAAACGCGUCAACUUUAACAGUAACUUCACUGGUUAGAAUAUUUUAUUACCAAUGCACGUUUGCUUUGCUCUCAUGUCCUGGCUUCAGUUAGAAAGAUUAGGGUGCAGCAGCAGGGUCACGCAGAAGAUACAGUACAAUAUAAUAUGCAACAAGCUUCAUUCUUUCAUUUUACAUGACAUAUUUUUUUCUCAACCACAAGAGACUCCUAUACUAGGAGUUCAAACCAGAGACUUGUUACUGGUGCUUUAGUGUGUUUCAAAAGGCACAAACUGUAGACAAUAUGUUUGCAUGUUAGUUAUAAAAACAAGGGAAGGGAGGUAAUUAAAGAAAAUGGGCAGCUAGCUAUGAUUGCAAGAAAUGUUAUUCUUUAUGUAAGAUUUUUCUAAAAGAUGGGAAUGUACCUUUGACAUCGCCUUGUUUUUCUGCUGCGGAGGCACCAACACACAGGCACACACAUACCCUGUUUCUACCAAAGCAGUCGCUCAGAGUCAGUGCCUCAUCUCGAACCAGUUCCUUGUGUUUUGACAAAGUAAGAACUGGCUCUCGAGCAGAAAAACUGAUUUCACUCUGGCGCCAACCCUUUGCUGGUCCAGAAGAAAGAGCUGCUUGUGACAGGAGCCGGGGGCGGGAUUAUCACACCAUACAAGACCAGUACGACCAAGCACAACACCGUCACCACCAUUUUUACAAAAACAUCUUGUGUCGUGAAAUGCCUGCAAAAAAUAAAACUGAGAGUAGACGCUGUAGCCUUUUUUAAAGUUGUGCUUGAAGUUAGCGUUAGUGUUGCUGGGAAAUUCGGAGGCGUAUUGAGCGACAUAUUAAGUGACGUAGUGACAUGGCUCUGUGGUGGCUCUAGACUGUGGAAAAGCAAACUGGUUCUUAAAAGGGUCACAAGUUGAACUGAAUCCAAACCAGCCAAGCAGUAUCACCUGGUUCACCUCUGUUGGUAACAGGCAACCAGCAGAUCUUUUAAUUGGGUUAAUAAAGAAGAAGGAGAUGAGAUACAGAUUGUUCUUUAGUGGUCAGUGUAGUGAAAUGAUGGAUUAACUCACUCUGUGUGUUUUCUACCUGCAAGGCCUUAAAUCGCAGCCUGUGUGUUAUUGCCUUUACAGCAGCAGUAUCAUGUCUUUCCCAGUCUGACUCACCUCCAUAAAAGCUACCUGUUUGUCCCUGAGGGGCACGGCAGUACUGUAUGUGCAAUGCUGCAGCAGAUGCAGAUGCACACCACAACUACUUAAUGUAUGUGCUCUAUGGUUUCACUUGUUUAAAAGUAAAAUCAUAUUUACAUAACAUUUUUAAGAAGUUGUAUUAUUUAAUAAUGCUGCCUUACAAGCAGUGAAUGUUGUUUGUAUUUUCUGCCUCAUGUAAAAAAAAAGAAGUUUGAAGCUCUUGUCCUGCUGCAACAAUUAAAACCAUUGUUUGAGAACA
Molecule: messenger RNA, 2565 nt
Organism: Paralichthys olivaceus (Japanese flounder)
Lineage: Eukaryota; Metazoa; Chordata; Actinopteri; Pleuronectiformes; Paralichthyidae
Gene: prelid3a
Product: PRELI domain containing 3A
Biological process (GO): phospholipid transport
Cellular component (GO): mitochondrial intermembrane space
Molecular function (GO): phosphatidic acid transfer activity
Source: RefSeq, a predicted model, not a curated record